CAGACACACCACUCUCUUCCAGUACUACUGUGGGACUGGAGCUCUGUGGCCCUGGCUGCUGUUUCCCAUGGAUAAGAUUAACCUAUUAGCCCUGAGUGAUGCCUGCAACAGACCAGUCUGUCAGAAAUAUUUAACUGAAAUACAGCCAUCUUAUUCUGAAGAUUCUGUUCUUGGAUUAACUAUCACCUCCACUGGACCAGGCAGCAUUGAGAAAGCUGGCGGUGAGAGUAUUAACUUCGACUGUCGCUUCACUCUUGCUCCAGAAGACACUGGGCCUCUGGACAUUGAGUGGAUUUUACUGGCCUCGGACAAUCGGAAUCAGGACCAAAUGAUUAUUGUUUACUCUGGAGACCGGGUUUAUGAGCAGUACUACCCUGCCAUGAAAGGGCGAGUCCACUUCAACUCUCCAGAUCCCAAAACGGGCGAUGCUUCGAUAAACAUCACCAAGCUGCUGGUCUCUGACACCGGGACUUACCUGUGCAAGGUGAAGAAGGCUCCCGGGGUUGGCAGCAGGAAAACUCUUCUCACGGUGAUGGGUAAGGAAUUUCAGGGGGGGGUUUAUCGAACGCAGGGAUGCACUGAUCCGAGUCGGGAAGCUGUCCCGUCACACGCACACAGACUUUCUGCGUGUCAUUGUGCUUUUUGUUUAUUUAUUUUAAGUAGUAGUCAGUGGUGUGUUGUUUUUUAACCCUGGUUUUCUCCC
This is a messenger RNA of Polyodon spathula (Mississippi paddlefish), 703 nucleotides long. RefSeq names its product coxsackievirus and adenovirus receptor homolog. The transcript is spliced from 3 exons. Gene Ontology annotation, biological process: homotypic cell-cell adhesion. The coding region runs from base 68 to 688 and encodes 206 amino acids. Lineage: Eukaryota; Metazoa; Chordata; Actinopteri; Acipenseriformes; Polyodontidae. The record is from RefSeq and is a predicted model, not a curated record. Gene Ontology annotation, cellular component: intercalated disc; bicellular tight junction; basolateral plasma membrane. Gene Ontology annotation, molecular function: cell adhesion molecule binding.